CGACAGCAAAAACGAUGACGUCAUCUUUAUUGAGUCCCAGGAAGUUCUACACUUUUUUUCCCCCAGCAUUCAACUUCCAAACAUUUCUCUUGUACGCAGCAGGCUCGUCCUUUUAGGGAAUGUUCACCAGCGACUCAAAAUGGGCUUGCCUGACGAUUAAACCACCUAUAUGAAGUUGUCCGGGAGUCACCACCCUAGUUCCUGUUCAUCCAGUUGGGCCAGUUGCUCCUAUCCACUUAGCCGCCGGGAAGUGCGACCAACGCUGUGCGCAGCCUCUAUGGGACAAUAGCAGAGGGCAUCCACGCUCCUUCCUCUUCCUCCAUCCCCUCCCCCGCUCUCCACAGAUGCUAUCCCCCUAACAAACAUUGUCACCCGCCCACACACACAGACAGUCCUCCUCCCACGCCGGUCACGGUGCACUCCCUCCACCACCGCCAGUCAGGCAGCGAGCGGCGGACGGAGGCUGUGUAAUCCUGAAGCACGGCCCGCCUACGCUCUCUUUUUGUGAUGGCGACUGUUAUUGUGGCUGCCGGAGCCCCUCUCCGGAGGCGCAGGGAGGAAGUACAGGAGGCGGUGUGAAGGGAGAAGGGACACUUAUCAUCGGACUUCUGGAGGCUGCGCUUUGAAUGCGCGUUCAUGGGGCGUUGAAAGCACAUGAUGUGGCACCGGCUUCGCCGCCUCUUGCCAGUCAACGAUUGGACCAAAAGUCAACUUUGGAAAUAUUCGGAACAUACCUAACCCGCGGCAAAGGAAUGCAGUGAACAUGGAGGAAAGUACUUUUUGACUUCUAUCCUGAUUGUUAUCCUAAUAUCUUUGCUACUGGUGGUCACAAAAGACGAACGCCACCAAAAGUGCCUUUACUUUUGUACUCCUACUUUAUACUGUCACGUAAUUCUGUGACGUUACAUGCCACAAGUGAACAAAUAGCUGACAAUCUUCACUGUAGUUUUGUAAGGGCUGCCAAGCAAACUCCUGUCCACGCCAGAUAGGCCUCAGACUGUCUGCGUAGCCUCGUCCCGCCCGUCGCCAUGGUUAAGUUGCAGUCCAAAUGGCGCUACCUGUUCAUGUUCCUGGGCGUCCAGCUGGUAGUCAUGGCGCUGCUGUCCCGGGAGGGCUACCAGAAGAGGGUCACCUACUUCAUACGCAUCUUCCGCAAGUCGGACGGCGCGGCGACGUCCGCCCGAAACCAGACCGCAGCCAAUGUGCCUGGAAGUGACGUGUACGCGAACCUCUCCCUACUGUCCAGAGGUCAGAACAAUGGAGAGGUGGUUUACUACUGCCCCAAGACCUCCCCUCUCACAGUGGGGCCGAUACAUGUCAGCUUUCCGUCGGGACUCACCCUCGCCGACGUACAGCGAAAGAACCCGCUUGUAGUGCGCGGCGGACGCUACCGGCCGCCCGACUGCGAGGCGAGGCACCGCACGGCCAUCAUCAUCCCGCACAGGCACCGUGAGCACCACCUCAGGUUCCUGCUCUACUACCUGCAUCCUUUCCUGCAGCGGCAGCAGCUCAACUACGGCAUCUACGUCAUUCACCAGGCUGGAAACUACACGUUCAACAGGGCCAAGCUGAUGAACGCCGGUUUUCGCGAGGCCAUGCGCGAGGAGGACUGGGACUGUCUCUUUUUCCACGACGUGGACCUCAUUCCCGAGGACGACCGCAACACCUACGUGUGCGACUCCAACCCCAAGCACGCCGCCGUCGCCAUGGACAAGUUUGGCUACAAGCUCCCGUACAAGAUGUACUUCGGAGGAGUGUCGGCGCUCACGCCUCUCCAGUACCUCAAAAUUAAUGGCUUUCCCAACAACUAUUGGGGCUGGGGUGGCGAGGACGAUGACAUCGGAAUGAGAGUGUCUUUGGGGGGAAUGUACAUCACACGGCCAUCCUUGAAGGUGGGACGCUACAAGAUGGUCAAACACAAGCUGGACAAAGGCAACGAUGUCAACCCGAACAGGUUCACCAUGCUCACCAAGACACGCAACACGUGGAAACAGGACGGGAUGAACACGGCCGAGUACGAGGUCCUCUCCCGGGAGUACCUGCCCCUCUACACCAACAUCACGGUCAACAUCGGCACUGAGGCCGGUCUGCAUCCGCCUCUUCAGACCGCUGCCAAACCUGCAAAAUAAUCUUUUCUCACAUUCUGGCCUUACUUGCUGGCAGUUUUGUUCUUGUCAGGAUGGAAGUAACUACAAGAAGGUGAGACAAUUCUUCUCAUUAGCAGCCAAAACGGACUCCUAACUAUACCGCAUAUAUCAAAUGAUAUUUAUAGCUGUAUCGUAUACAUCAAAUGAUAUUUAUAGCUAUACCGCAUAUAUCAAAUGAUAUUUAUAGCUGUAUCGUAUACAUCAAAUUAUAUUUAUAGCGUUACCGCAUAUAUCAAAUAUUUCUAGCUGUAUCGUAUACAUCAAAUGAUAUUUCUAUCUGUAUCAUAUAUAUCAAAUGAUAUUUUUAGCAGCGCUCCACUCUGCUUUCUGUGUUGUUCUUCCAAGCGAGUGUGAGACGUUGGACUCUGUGAGUUUGUAUAUCGACAGCGUCGCACUCGCUGCUCAAACCCGGUGAUGCCUUCGAAUGUCCUCUGCUCAUAUCUUGCAUUUUUUUUUUUUUUUUUUUUUGGUAGUUUUUUUUUUUUUUUAUUGGAGUCCUUUUGCCUUCUUUGUUUUUGAAACAUGUGAACACACCGAAAGAUUCCAGUGACACGGAACUUGUCCUUCACAAACAAGGCGUGUUCUCGGUGUCGCUAUAAUGUUCUUAAAGGAGAAGAACUGGAAAUUUGGAGAUUUUCGACCUCUACAAAAUUCUAAAUAAAACACAUCAAUUUGGAAAAAGUACCAUAAAUGCUGUAAUUAUAACCUGAGUAAUAAUUUAAUAUUAGCUGUUUUUUUUUCUUUUUUCUCUCAAAAUGUAUUCAAGACAAGUACAGUGAAGCCUCGAUUUACCAACUUAAUUGGUUCUUUAACAGGGUUCAUAAAUCAAAGUUUGUAUAGUGAAGCAACUUUCGCUACAAGAAACAAUGUAAAUAUGAAUAAUGUGUUCCAGCCUAGACAAAAGUCUGUCUUUUAGUGACAGCUUGUACACUUUGAACACAAUGUAAAGUGCUAUACAGUACUGUGUAUCAAACAUAAGGAGGUGAUGGAUUUAUUUUAUCGUUAACAAGCUGAACACACAGAAAUUCCUUUGCUGCCCUCACAAACAAUCAGAAAUCACAAAAAUCCUUAACUUUAACAACUAUAUUGUUACAAUAAAAAUAAAAAAAGGAAAAUCCCUUAUAUUCAUAUUGACAAGGAGCUGAGGAGAAAGCAGCAGACAGAGGGAGAAAAGGAAGGGGAGACGUCAUGUUUUUUCCCCCUUGUGAAAUAAGUGCUGUGGCAUGUUUUUCCAGAUAAGUCCAAGUAAAACUUGCUAUGUACGAAGCCUGCUUCAACGAUUCUUCCAUACUUGUGAGCGCCAUUAUUGUGUAUUACUUGCAAAUAGGUCACAAUUUCCGCCUUCUUUCCACGCCGGUCUGUCGUCCUUUUUCGGACUCAGUGAGUUGGCAAAAUGGACAAACUUGUCAAAAGAAGAAUAAAAAGGCACUGAGUAGUGCAGCAAGACACGUGGAAGGUCCCGCCUCCUCACUAAAAUGCAGCGCCCGGCUUUUUUCCCUACAGGCGGGGCACAAAGUGAAUGACUGAAGCGUUCGUACACAGAGACAAGGUUUGCACCCUGAGGCAUAUUUGGCUCGGUCUAAAAGUAUGUCAAUCGCAAAGUUUGCAAAUAGAGGGGUUUGUAGACCGAUUGUACCUAUUUAAAUAGGAUAAACAGCACUUCUACUUCCGGUUGAACGCACGAAAUGUAAGGACAAUGCAGCUUUGCAGCACCUGUAGUUAGCGAACUCGUCCAAAAAAUGGCGGCAUAGCACAAACAAUAACACACCUGUUUAGUGUCUUUGCUUGUUUUGUGUUUUUUUUAAGAAAAAUCCAUAAAUUAGUGCAUUGUUUUAUAAGCUGCAGGGUUCAAAGUGUAGGAAAAAAGUAGCAGCUUACAGUCCGGACUUUACGGUAAAUAUAAAAAACGGUUUAGUUUUCAUUUUUAUUUCAUAUAAUAAACAUUCAAAUCCCUGGUAAAGAGAUGAGGAAAACAUACAAAAAAAAAAGUUUUUUCAUACUCUGACAACAGAAGUUUUUAUUUUCAAAGUAAAAGCGGGGAUACUACAGUACCUGUGUGCCUUGCUGAAAUGUAUUUGGAGCCCUACACUGAAACUAUUUUAGACAUGGCACAACGACGACUGGCAUGUAGAGUAAUCUGUGUGCAGAUAUAAGUGGAGGCAAAGAAGGAUUUAAUCACGCACCGUAUGACACUAUUAUACAGUAUUAUUUACAGGCCAGUCCGCGGUUUUGUCUUUAAAAUCACUACUUCCGGUUUCGGUGUCACAAUAUGAAAAUAACAAACAUACCCUUUGGUCCGUUUCUUAGUUUCUGUUCAUACGUGCGUAGAUAUUUCUGUAGACGUCUGUCCUCGUUCUUUGUCUUAAAUCAUUUCUGAGUAGGGCUCUAAAGACUUUUUAGCCAGAGUCACGGCCACACAAGUAGCGUAUUAAUUAUCCCCGCUUUUACUUUGAAAAUAAAUCUUGCUGUGUCUGUAGAUUAAAAACAUCCAUCUAGGUCAGAUCUUUCCUUUUUUGUUUACUGGGGAUUUUAUUUGUAUUAUACAAAAUAUUAAAUGAAAAUCAAACCAUUUUUAAAUGUUAUUGCUCUUCAACACUAAAACAUGAAAACUCUUUGCUUUUUAAUUCAAUUUUGUGCAUUCUAUUAUUAAAUUAAAAAAAACCAAUCGUUUGUUUUUUGUUUUUCAAUUUCUAUUAAUUAAAUUUAAAAAAAUAAUGACAUAAUACACACACUGACCUUCCACCUAUGCCUCUUUGCAAUACAUCAGCAAAACUCAACUACAAACAUUACUGAUGUUUGCCAUUAAUCAAAGACAUGUAUUUUAAUCCUUGGGUAAGCGGCAUUUCCUUGCUUAUACCGUGAACCUCGAUUUAAGAACCCCUCUAUAUGUAAUUUUGACAAGUUUUGCCCAUUCUGCUAGCUUGAUACGAGUCCCGAAAACUCAACAGACUGAAAACACUCUUUGCGUUGAGUACAUUUAUUGCACUCACAAGCAUGACCACAGCACAGCCUAUUAAGUAACUAUGUCAAGUUUUAGUUGUGAUGAAGCCGGUCUUUUCUGGAACAAGAUGCCAGAACACAUUUAUAUCACAGCGGAGAAGAAGACGGUAUCUCUUAGAGUUGGGGGAAAUAAUCGAUUUUUAGAUGCAUCGCAAUACGGACAUGGACGGUUAUAAAAUCGAUUAGUAAACAUCGAUAAUCGAUUUAUUUAUUGUAAAUAGUGCAGACAGUUCUAAAAAUUGUCUGACUGCAGCAAGCCACCUCACCUACAGAUCCGACUAGCUCCUUUUAUUUUUGGACAAUUAUGUUUCAGUUUUGCACACAUUCUCAAUAGUUUAAUAAAUGUCGGAAUUAAUUUCACUGUUUCUUAUUAUAAAUACACUACUUUUAAACAAAAAUAACUGUAAAACUGCAUCAAUAUACUAAAAGUAAAUUAAAGAUGAAUAAAUAAUAGAUUUUUAAUUGAAGCGUAGCUCCUGAAUCGCAAGGUGCCCAAAGAUUUCCACCUCUUGUAUCUCUUCUCUCGUUCUCGAGUGGCCUCUCGCUCUUCCAAAGCACAAACUCGCAGAGACGUACGGCUCUCCUACCCCGCCCCGUUUAUUUUCUCUCUCCCUCGGUCUGCUCCUUUCUCGUCACUUCUCUGCCAUUGUUAAUGUGUGUGCGUUUUACUUUUUUUAAAUGUUUUAUUAUUGUAGCAGUAUGGUUGUUUAAGUCAAGGGUUGUUGUGAUUUUGUUUGGAAGAGGGCACCAUAGUGACUUCUGUGCGCGCGCGUGUUUUAAUUUUGACUUUUUUAUUACACACCGUUGAUCCAUCACCCCUUUGUUUGUUCGAUAUACAGUACUGUAUAUCACUAUAUAUUGUGUACAAACCUUUACUAAAAUAUGGACUUUUGUCGAGGCAUUAUUCAUAUUUACAUAGUUUCUUAUGGAGAACUGUGCUUCACUAUACAAACUCUUCUAUUUACGCACCGAUCAAAUUUGUAUCUCAUUGUUGUGUUGACGUUAUGUCAACAAAAAUCCACGAGAAAAGCAACAAUGAAAUCCUAUAAAAAGCAGGUUGAUGUUUCUGGUCAAUUUUAACGGCAACAUCAACUUUUCCAUUUCAACUUUUACUAUCCAGCCUGACCCUUUUUUUAUUGAUUUGGGGGAAAAGCUCCUUUAAAAAAAAAAAAAAAUCUCUGUUUCGUUUUUUUGUACAUUUUGACACAUGCAAAAAGAUCCACAGUCUUUAUCCCAAGCAUGCUUAUUCAGUGUUCUACAUGUCAUUACAAUGUUCCGGAUGUUUACUGUACAACAUGUGGACAUUUGUUAUAAUGUUAAAACACAACUUUUAUUUUAUUUCACUUAAAAAAAUGUAUAUAUUUUGUUUGAGGGAUCUUUUCUACUUGCUUCUACUUUGGGUCGCGUGUUUAACGUUGAAUAUCCUUCCUUCCAUAUCUUAUCUUAUUCAAAAAAAGGGGAUGACUGUCACCGUGAUCGGAUCUUCUUUUUCUUCAACCCGCAAAAACUACCACAAUGUGUGUAUUCAUUGUUUAAAAAAAAGCUCCUCAGUUGAAAGUGAAACCAAAGAUGACUUCACGCUUCUUCUCCACGGUGACUCCUUUUCGAUUGCUUUGGUCUUUUCAGCCAACUUGAGUUUCUGAUGACAUGCAGGGCACAUAGCACUACUGCCUUGAUGCCGUUAGUGACGCGUGCUUUGAGACUAACGAACACAACAAGAAGCCAAAGUGCAGAUUUUUUUUUUUAUUAAGUUGUUUUUAGCAUUAUUUGACUUGACUCCUUUGUGAUACUGCAGGUUUAGUCCUGGACCAGCCGCUGUUAGCUAGCUAGCCCUGCCUUUGUGUGUGUGUGCGUGCGCGGUUUCAGUGCACAAGAGUGGCCUUAAAUUCAGUAAUAAUAAACGUGUUAUUGCAAAGA
Nerophis lumbriciformis (worm pipefish) is the source of this 7064-nucleotide messenger RNA. Its product is annotated as beta-1,4-galactosyltransferase 3. Gene Ontology annotation, cellular component: Golgi apparatus. Gene Ontology annotation, molecular function: galactosyltransferase activity. NCBI's taxonomy places the organism in Eukaryota, Metazoa, Chordata, Actinopteri, Syngnathiformes, Syngnathidae. The record is from RefSeq and is a predicted model, not a curated record. Gene Ontology annotation, biological process: carbohydrate metabolic process.